AUGCUGCACCACGACAAUGCUGCCCCACACAAAGGUCGCCUCACUGUGCAGUUCCUGGAGCAGCAGGGGAUCACACUUCUCCCCCACCCACCUUACUCGCCGGACCUUGCUUCUUGUGAUUUUUGGUUGUUUCCAAAUCAAGGAUAUGAAAAAGCCUUUAUUAGUAUACAAAAAGCUCUCAAAUAUGUAGCGUCACACCCCAGCCUUCAGCUACACGACGCUGCAGUACGCAAAGAAAAUAGGGUUGUCCCAGUAAACGCAGUGACAGUGAAUGCUGUUACUACAGAUCACACGAUGUAUCGCCCUCAGAAUGUCAGAAAUAUACAUUGUCAGAGGUGUGGGCGAAAUAACCACACCAUUCAAAAUUGUAGAACCAUAGAAUGCUUUAGAUGUCACAAGUGGGGACAUUUCGCGAGUCAGUGCACAGUGAAAUUACCACCAAUACCACCAAGGGCGAGGCCCACGGUAACUUGUUUCACCUGCGGGGUACAAGGGCAUGCGAGUAAGGACUGCAUGAACAACUCACGUAGGUACACCACAUAUCAAACACAAAAAAAAAACGCCAAUUUACCACCAACGCAACCACAUGAAUCGGUGGUAAUCACAGCGGUGAAUAGUGACACGGGAAAUGUUUCUAUUGAAGUUCAGAUUGAAAAUGAGAGUGUAUUAGCCUUGAUGGACACGGGGGCAGGGGUAUCUCUUGUAUCGCGUGACGUUGUAGACAAACUUAGAAAGAAACACAUUACUCCAACAAAUAAGGUAAUUCGCAAUGCGAGUGGAGAUGAAAUGUUGACUUCAGGAAAGACUAAGCUAACUUUGACAAUUGGAGGUAAGAUAUACACACAUGAUUUUGUGAUCAGUGAAGAUAGAGCCUUGCCAUCACAGAUAAUAAUAGGUUUUGACUUUAUGAAAAGAUAUAAUGUGAAUCUAAAUACCAAACCUCUGCAAUUAUAUAUUGAAGGAAGGAGAAUUGUUAUUGUAGAAAUACCCAUGAUGCAUGCCAUCAUGAUAACUGAGAGAAGUGAAAAGGAAGCAGUAACAAAUGAAUCAAAGGAUAAUCCCAGUUAUAAAUGCUCAGUAGCUCAGACAUCAAUAUUACAAGGAGUACGAGUGAGUUAUGUGACCUUAGAAACAAAGUUAGUGGAUAGUGAUAUCGCUAUAUUCGAGCCAGUUAAAGGAGUUAUAGGGUCUCAGUUUUUAUGUCCAGGUUUAGUGAAAUUAGAAAAUGACAUGGAGAAGAAGAAAUCUAGGUUUGUGGUGAGGUAUAUAAAUUUCUCGAGUGAACAUGUGCCGUUAGAGCCAGGGAAAACAUUAGGCUACUUACAGUCAUGUCAGAGUGAGGUUCUGCCAAGCGGGAGUGAUGAAUAUACAGUGAAUGGUGUGACAGAAGAAAAUGAAACAGACAAAAUGAAGGCCUUUUCAGAAAUCAUUAAUCACAUGUAUCCUGAGGGAACAAGGAAAAAUCAAAUAUUGAAAGAAUUAGUUGUUAAAUACUCCUCUGUCUUUGCUAGUGAUGACGACAUUCCAAGUAUAUCACCCUUUUUCUACCACACCAUUCAGUUACAGUCCAGACCUACGUCCAAGAAACCUUAUCCCAUCCCAGCUUGUUUUUAUGAUAAGACUGUGGGGCUAUGCAUGGGAUACGUUCAAGCCUGGGAUGUACCCCAAAGCUCACCUCCUCAACAAGGGAUGAGUUUCUCCCAAGACCAUCAACUACUUGUAACUGGACAAGCUUAUGUGGUGCCUUUUUUGUUGAAAUUGGAGGAUAUCUAUGAGCCAAUUAAAAAAGCCAUCAAUAUCACUCAGAAUAUAAUAUAUAAUUUAGAUAAAAUUGCAGGAGAUGAUCUUAUCAUCAAUCAGAAUAUGAUAUAUAAUUUAGAUGAAAUUGAGGGAGAUGAUUUUAUCUUGUUUACCUCUUUGAUUUCUCAGCAUAUCCUGGCUUUUCAAGAAAGAUUAAAAAAUUUGCAUGCUUCAAUGCAGGAUUUCCUAAUGCAUAUUGUGGCCAAUGACAUUCCUCAACCUAGAAGAAAAAAAGGGGAGCAAUAAAUUUUAUAGGAUCUUUUGCAAACACAUUAUUUGGGACUGCUACACAAGAUCAAGUUGAUAUUAUUCAUAAAAGAUUACAAUCGUUAGACUCCUUCACAGAAGAGGAAAGAAAACUCCUCAAUGUUCAUUCCCAUGUUAUCAAUGUCACUCUCAAUGAACUAACAAAUGUUCAUCAAACAUUGGAAAAACUAGAAACUGCUACCCGUGUUACUAAGACCCUUAUGACUAAGAUGGAAAAACAUAUAGAAAAUAA
Molecule: messenger RNA, 2299 nt
Organism: Portunus trituberculatus (swimming crab)
Lineage: Eukaryota; Metazoa; Arthropoda; Malacostraca; Decapoda; Portunidae
Exons: 3
Coding region: 1-2046 (681 amino acids)
Molecular function (GO): nucleic acid binding; zinc ion binding
Source: RefSeq, a predicted model, not a curated record